Molecule: messenger RNA, 598 nt
Organism: Propithecus coquereli (Coquerel's sifaka)
Lineage: Eukaryota; Metazoa; Chordata; Mammalia; Primates; Indriidae
Gene: VMAC
Product: vimentin-type intermediate filament associated coiled-coil protein
Exons: 2
Coding region: 1-510 (169 amino acids)
Source: RefSeq, a predicted model, not a curated record
AUGUCGGCGCCUCCCGCCCUGCAAAUCCGGGAGGCGAACGCACAUCUGGCGGCCGUGCACCGGCGCGCGGCGGAGCUGGAGGCGCGGCUGGACGUGGCGGAGCGCACGGUGCACGCACAGGCCGAGCGCCUGGCCCGCCAUGACCAGCUGCUGCGCGCCGCGCUGGACGAGCUGGGCCGCGCCAAGGACCGCGAGAUUACCACUCUCCGGGAGCAGCUGCUGACCUCCGAGGCUACUGUCCACACCCUGCAGGCCGCUGUGCACCAGAGGGAUGAACUCAUCAGGCAGUUGCAGCCCCGGGCCGAGCUGCUGCAGGACAUCUGUCACUGCCGGCUGCCCCUGGCCAGGCUGCUGGCUGCCCUGGCUGAGGCUGAGCGCCUGGGACCCCUGCCGUCCAAUGACCCCAGCCACCCACUCCCCGGUGGGCCUGGUCCACCCCUUGCCAACAGCACUGGGGAGGAGGGGGACAGGGACCAGCUCCAGCCUGCAGUGUUUGGGACCACAGUGUGAGCCCAGAGCACAGAUUCCAGAAUGGAGACAGAAGGCCACUGCUGUGGGUGUCUUCAGGGGUCACCAGUGUUCUGGAGAGGACGCUGUG